AUGCCCAUUAAGAAAAUCAGAUUGCACCCUUUGAAUGCUGAAAAGGAUAAGAGCGAUGGGUCUGACGCGAAGAAGGUUAGUCUGGAUUCAGUAAGAUUUAGCAUCGGAAAGGCUUUGAUCAGGGCCAGUCGAGUUCCAGGCCCGAGGCAAGCCGCAGAGGAUGAUGGGAGUUUGACCAAAAGACCAAUCCUGGCACGUCUAGAAGGGAAUGGAUGUCCAGGAGCUGUAAUAGAACAUUCCAGUCCAAAGAUGCUUAAAACAGCGAAAUAUGGCGUCUCCUCUUCUGAUGCCCGGCAAUGUAGUGUUUCCGGUGAUGGCAGAGGUAUUAGGGUUUUGCACAAUGACGAGAAGUUUAAGGACCAAGAUGAAAUAUUUGUGAAAAAGGCGUCAGAAGGAAGUGCCCCCCCAGGACAGUCUGUUGGUGCAGAACAGGAUUCUUCCUCUUUUGAAGACACAGGGUUUAUUAAGAAACUAGGUUCUUCUUCAGAAACAGAUAAAACCAGGAGUCUGCAGAAUUCUGGCUGCUCUGAGAGGAGAGGACUGAAACGUUAUUUGCCUUCAGAAGAUAUAAAGACACCCAAGAAGGUGUUGUGCAAUAACAAGAAGAUUAAUGGCAGUGCAGGACAGCCUAUUAAUGCUGAACAGGGUUCUUCUUUUUUUGAAGGCAGAAAAUCUCUCAAGAAGCUUGGCUCUUCUUCUGUAACGGAUAAAAUUAGAAAGAGUCCGCGAAAUUCUCGUUGCUCUGAGAAGAGACCACAGAAGCAGUAUUUCCCUACAGAAGAUAAGAAAACACUCAAGAAGCAAGGCUCACUACCAUCCAGUAGCCGCACUGUUCGAGGCUCAUUACCAUCCCCUUCUCUUUCUAAAGACCAAAAAUACCUCAAGAAAUCAAGCCCUUUGAAGUUGCAGAAGAGUCAAAUGAGGCUGAGUAAUUUUUCUUCAGCAGAUGAAAGUAAGGUUAACAUGCAUGAUUCUCUGCCCCCAAAUAUAGAAUCAGAUGAUGAAAACGACUUCUGUAACACUGGUUAUAAUGUUACAGAGGCUAGCAGAGUCAUGACAAAAGCUCCUCUUUCGUCUGAAAAUGACACGUUACCUGAAAGUGCAAGUCGUAGGACUGAGAAGCAGACAUUGCGGGAUCAAAUCAAGGGCAUGCUACUGUGUGCUGGCUGGAAAAUUGAAAUGAAACGCCGCAAGGGUAAAAAAUAUGAAGAUUCUGUUUAUGUUUCUCCUGAGGGAAUAGGUUAUUGGUCAAUCACCAAGGCAUAUGGUGUUCUUAAGGAACAAAUAAACAAGAUUGACGAGCUGGGUAACAAGAAAGGGUGUCCUGGAAAUAGUAAUGAGUUAACAGAUCAGUUUUCUGUCAUACCAACGGAUAUGCUUGGGAUACUGAAGAGGAAAAUAGUUAAGAAUAGAAGAUUUAUUGGAGCUGAAAAAUUUGUGGGGAGUAAGAAGACCAAGUGUGUGACCAGCUCUAAAUCUGCUAAAAUGAAGAAGGUUGUGGCAGUGAAAAAGGAAAUAAACGAAAAUGGUAUUGUUGGUUCAAGCAGGAAGAAAAACAAAAAUCGAAGAGGAUGUGCAUUGUUAGCUCGUAAUGCUAAUCAAGAGACAGAUUCAGAGGGUGACAAUUAUGUUCCUUAUGCAGGAAGACGUUCUGUUUUGGCAUGGCUGCUGGAUUCGGGAACUGUUCCUUUGAAUGGAAAGGUCAAGUACAUGAACAAAAGGCGUACAUGGGUAAUGUUGGAGGGCUUAGUUACAAGGGAUGGCAUACUUUGCAAAUGUUGUAGCAAAACUCUUACAGUUUCAAAAUUCGAGAUUCAUGCUGGGAGCAAACAGAAACAGCCUUAUGAAAACAUAUUUCUAGAAGGAUUAGGGAUUUCACUUCUUGAAUGCCAACUGGAUGCUUGGAAGAAGCAAGAAGAGUCUAAACGAUGUCCAUCCCAUUUGGUACGUGUCACUGAUGAAGAUCCCAAUGAUGAUACAUGUGGAAUCUGUGGAGAUGGUGGCAAUCUAAUAUGUUGUGAUAGUUGCCCUGCAACCUUUCAUCUAAGCUGCUUAGGUAUUCAGGUAAGUUCCCAGACCGGAAAAUGAGGAUUGAUUUUGCCUCUGUAUUUAAAUGUUUCUUUGACGUCAUUGAGGAAAUUCAUUUACGUGCUCAUGCUCUUUGUUCAUACUCCAUUCUUUGAACAAUAUUUUAGGGUUCAAGACCAAUGGAGAGGUGAGUAUCGUUGAUGAUGUUGCAUGGCUUUCUGGUAUUGUAGGUAUUGAUUCUAAUAUAGUUGGGCUUACGCAUGGUGGCUCCGCUUGAAGGGUAAAUUUGGAAUCUCGCGACUGCUCAAUAAGCAGUCAGCGUGACAUAAUGACCUUAUGCUUCACGGUCACGUGUUUUAGUGUUCCUUUUUAGGCCCAGUCUUUUCCCUAGGGGUGAGGCAAUGCACAUGUUUUCUAAACUUCACUAUUCUAUCAGCCUUAAAAAAUGCGCCAACUACUACGGAAAAAAAUGGAGAAAAUAAGAAAACACAGUUACGUAAUUGAGUCACAGAAAAAUUAGAAUGCUUAUUUUUCCUCUUGUCAUUUUUUUCCACAACACAUGCAUAUUAUUUUGAAACCCGAGUUGCUUAAAAAUGUCUUAGCCCCGUGGCAUUUUUUUCCCACAGUAUUCUAGUUGAAUAUUUUAGAAAUAAUUCAUACAUUGUAGUAACUUCCCUCGAUUUUCCUAUUUGCAGACGCCUCCUCCUGGUGACUGGCACUGUAUGAACUGUUUGUGUAGAUUUUGUGGGCGAGCUGAUAGUAAUACUUCGGAUGGCCACAGUCUGACUGGUUCCUUGUUGCUUUCAUGCGGACAGUGCGGGGAAAAAUGUCAGCAUUUUACUUAUUCCAUGCUUCUUCCUGAGUUUUUUGAGAACGAAGGAUGCUAAUUAUUGUUGUAUCAUGCAGAUCAUCAAGUCUGCAUGCCAGACCUUGAUGCAGCACCUGUUAACACAAAUCAUUUGGGCCUUUCCUUUUGUGGGCAGAGCUGCAGAAUGGUAUCAUUUCAUUUAUCUGUUUUGUUUUUUAGCUAAACUUUCUUCUUUGCAUGGCAUUUUUUUUCUUCUGGUGUUCUCACUCGAAUUUCUCUAAUUUAUUAGAGUCGUGAACUCCUGUGGAUCUCUGAACUUGGCAGAAUACCUUCGUUAAUUUAUUUAUUUUUCUUUUUAAGCUUGAUGGAACCACAAAGACGAAUUGCAUUGUGAUAUCUUUUACAACACACCGGAAAAGGCCUUCAUGUUUUAUCAACUAAUCUCUUUAUCCUCUCUCUCUCUCGCUAUCCAGCUAUCUAUCUUUAUACAUAUCUACAUAUAUAUAUAUAUAUAUAUCUGUGUGGAGAAUUAUUUGCAUUUGUUCUGAAGCAACAAACUAGCAACAUCGGAUUUAUAAAACAAGUGAUGGUUCGUGGUGAUUUCGCCAUUGAAUUUCAAUUCCAAAAUGUGUAACAUUUUGAACACUGGACGUACACAUUCUUGCAUUGCUUAUUAGUAGCUUUCAUUAUUCCUGCAUACUCAAGCCGAAAUAAAGUGGGACCGAAAUGAAAUUCAUGAAAAAAUUGCUUGGAUAUAUUAUCACUGUUUCGUAUCAAAUGAGUUGUCGUAGGUUUAGAAAUUCUCAACUCUCUAUAUUUUAUAAUUACUUCGACAUUCGUCAUCUCACUUUUCUCUGGGAUUUGCGGUCCCAUUUCUAGAGCAGCUAUGUUACUUUGAGUUCUGACCAAUCUUGGUAUGCAACUGGACUGCAAUGUGAUCUCGGCCUGUUUGAGAGGUGUUGCUAUGGAUGGUUGAACUUGUACCUUCAGAGUAAUCACUGGAUUGCGGCUGCUGUUGCUUGUGUCGCAUCCCCGCUUAGUCAUUCAUGUUCAAUAUGGACAUUCUAUAGUAGAUUGUUUAGCUCCGUUUAGCCUUGAUGAUCCAGUCCACCUUGACAACUGUAGUUAAUUGUAAACAUUUCUCAUGGUCAAUACCAAAAUGUCUCGUUAUUCCUUUGCCACCAGAGUAUCUGGGCCCCCUGAAAAUUAAGUUUAUUUUAUUAUAUUUUCUUUGAAGCAGCAUUUUCACUGACGUGAUCUUUGAUUAUUUCAGCUCUUCGAGCAGCUUCAGAAUCUUAUUGGUAUUAAAAACGACUUGGAAGGUGGUUUUUCGUGGACUCUUGUACGGCGGUUUUAUGAUGAUUCUCUAGAAUCCUGUUCUGAGUUAGCUCAAAGGGUAGAAUGCAAUUCCAAGAUAGCUGUUGCGCUUUCAGUGAUGGAUGAGUGCUUUCUGCCCAUUAUUGACCAAAGAAGUGGCAUAAACUUGAUAACCAAUGUCCUAUACAAUUGUGGGUGAGUAUGCCUGAAACAUUACUUUAAGUUAAUAGUCAUUUCUAUGAAAUAGCAAAAUAACACAAACUGCACAUGCACGGCAUUAUAUGCUGAAUUCUUCUAUUGUUGUACGGCAUCAAUAACUAAGUACUUCAUCCUUGGUAUCAUGAGAUAAAAGUUUACAACUGCUGGUAGUAUUGUCUGUCCUAAGAUGCUUCGUAUAAAAAUAACCGUUCUACUACCAUGAUGUUAUCGUAACUAUCUUUUUUGAUCUGGCAUAAUGUAAUGCAAUGUUACAUUGUUUGCCCUUUGGUUAUCCUGAGAUAAAGUUUUCACCACAACCGGAAUGGUUUCCCUUCUCAUAUUUUAUGUUUCAAAAAUGCAAAAUCAAUAUUCAGCUGUAGUUUGUAUUAGUCAGUUAUAUUGAUCCAUUGCAUUAACAUGUUCCUUUGAUUCUAAUGCUAGUUUUUUCACGUCCUCUUCUGUGUUUCUCUCUAAAUACAUUUUUUGUUCUGAUGUUAUAAUUGUGCAACGGUUCUGUCUUGAACUUGAAGACAACCUUUGUCAGACUUUCUCUUGGAGAAGAAUACAUUGUAUCUUCCUGCUAUUUUUCACUAUUGCGAAGGGAAAUUGUGAAGGAAACUUAACCUGUAAGGAAGGCAGUUCGGUGGGCCACCUAGACCCGGCCAGUCCCACAGGGACAGAUCUGACAUGUGUCCCAUGGAGGUGCCAACAGAAAAUAAUGAACUGUGGCAAAGGAAAUGGAAGGACGGGAAUGAUCAACGAAUCACCCUUUUUCAUGGUGCUGUGUAUCUUUGCUGCCCUUCAAAUCUAUUUGACUGUUUUAAUGCAAUGCCACAUUGGGAGCCAUUAUUUCUAUCUCAGAAACAAACCACAAAUAUCGGCAGAUGUGGUUAUCUCAGCCUAGGUUUUCUCAAUCUUCUAGUCUGUAAAAAUUAAAAUGCCUUCCCAUUGUGUUUAGUAUUUGCGUUUGCUGUCAUCUGGAUCUCCUUUACAUUCUAAGUGCUUACUGAUCUGAUAGAUUAUGACUGGUGUGUACCAUUUGUGAUGCAUUUAACCAAGUAUUCUGUUCAUAUUUUGCAGAUCAAAUUUCAGUAGGCUUGACUAUCAGGGUUUUUAUACUUUCAUUCUGGAACAAGGUGAUGAAAUUCUCUCUGCAGCAUCAAUCAGGUAUGGGGCUGCAUUUUUUCAUCCUUUUUGCUACCCUCAUGGCUCGGAAUUGAACACAUGCUUUGUGACCGGAUGUGAUCAAACCUCAAUCGUUUUCAAAUAUCCUCUAAUCAGGCUGGAAUCGGUUUAAACCAUAUACAUUUAAAUAUAAAUACAGAUAUCAGCUAUCAUCACUUGUCUAUACUUACGUUAAUAGGACCAUAUCUCAAGUCCCUGAUCACUGACUUCUUCCUACGAGCUUGAAUGAUUGUGGUACCAAAACUGCUGUCUUCGACAAAUGUAAUUCGUAUGUACCGGAUCAUUCAUACCAUCUUAAAGAUGCAGGCUCUGCAACUUGUGGGUACACACCAUUUUCGAGGUGUAAUUUUGAAAUUAAAAUAUGCAUUAUCUUCUUUGAAGAAAUGCAGUUGAGGUUCUUGAAAAUUGUUGAUUAGAUUCGCCUAAUACUCUGGGUCCAGUGUACAUUUUUAAUGAGUGAUUAAUUGUUUGUGCUUUUUGAACAGAAUUCACGGAAAGAGGCUCGCAGAGAUGCCAUUUAUUGGCACUCGUCACAUCUAUAGGCGCCAAGGAAUGUGCCGAAGGCUUCUAAAUGCAAUUGAGGAGGUAAUAGAGGUUAUUCUGCCUAGCAAUGUUUUGAAAUGAUAGAAGUACCCUUGAUAUCGUCAACUCUUCUCCAUAGAAAAAAAGAGAUGUUCGAAAUGAAGAAUUUGUUUGACCAUAGGCAAGAGUAUCUUGCGCCAUUUAGGCCCAGUUGACUAGCAAUUUGAUCAAACUCCUUGCAUUACACCGGGUUUUUCUCAUCUUCAGAAUAACUGGUGAAAGUGGGCUGAUGGAAAUUCGAGUAGAAAAUAUUUAAUUUGUCAUGCUAUUUUUGUAACUGAAUUUCUGUGAAGGUCACUCAGCACUUAAUUUGCAGUGUAAGGUGCAGGGACUGUUCGAUUAGGUUGGUUACAUGUGCGCGGUGUUUGGAUGAGAUCAUCCUUCUCUAAUACUUCAUUACCUACAUUGAGAAACGUAUAUGAAUAGAGGUGGAAUUCAAUCGAAGGCUGUGUGCUGGUUUCAUUGGUUACUUCCGGUGUACUUUGGCUAUACUUUCCCACUAAUUGGGGACAGGUUUCAGGGUUCUCUGUUUCUGUUAGCAUCCUUUGCUCCCAUUCGUUUCGUCCCCUUGACUUCUUCCUUGUCCCCAUACUCUUAUACCCUCCGCUUUUUCGCAUUCAUUUCUCCUUGAUAUCUCUUGGAGCACGCUCCUAAUACCUUGUACCUUGCUCGAUUUUCAGGCUCUUGGCUCCCUUAAAAUCGAAAAGCUGGUUAUACCUGCAAUAUCUGAGCUCAUGCACACGUGGACUGUGGCGUUUGGUUUUGAGCCCCUCAGCGAUUCAGACAUGCAAGAGAUAAGGAACAUGAAUAUGCUGGUCUUCCCCGGCACAGGUCUGUUGCAGAAGCAUUUGUUGAGGCAGGAAAGUUGCGCACCUGUCCAGGGAGGUAAAAUCCUCAGUGGCAUUGUCAUGGGUCAAUUUCUCCAUCUCCUUUCCAAAAAUUGA
This is a messenger RNA of Spirodela intermedia, 7062 nucleotides long. Lineage: Eukaryota; Viridiplantae; Streptophyta; Magnoliopsida; Alismatales; Araceae. The record is from the annotation of a GenBank genome assembly.